Molecule: messenger RNA, 1590 nt
Organism: Rotaria sp. Silwood1
Lineage: Eukaryota; Metazoa; Rotifera; Eurotatoria; Philodinida; Philodinidae
Source: the annotation of a GenBank genome assembly
AUGUAUGAUAAUUCUCGCGUGCCUUCCUACACCAAUGUAUCAUCUCAUCCAUGUCACCUGCAAUACAAUCAUUGGUCACUAGACAUACCAACUACUGGGACCGCUAUUAGUCAAUCAUUAUCACAAACUACGGCACCAUUCUCUUCUACUUCCUAUUGCUCUCAAUCACAACAAGCUAAACAAGUGUCUACACCAAACUAUGUUAAUUAUAAUCCAGCUUCGUCACCACUACCAUCAUCAUCAUUAUCAUCAACCCAUUUAUAUAAUUAUCAACGUCCAAAAUCAACAAUUUUUCGAAAUUCAACAUCGACAAAUCAACCGAUAUUGCAUACUAAUGAUCUUCGACAACGUUGUGAAUCUAAAGCUAUAGUUGGUAUUGUUAAACCAAUGAUUCAUCAACAUUCAUACACUCAAUUAAACAAUAAUAAUAAUGAAAGUAAAAUUCCAGAGAUAAUGUUAAGCUCAUAUGAUCAUAAUUUAACGCGUUUAUCAUUUCCAUUAUCAUCACCAACAAUGUCACCGAAACUAUCUGAAAAAUCAUCUGUUAUUUAUCGAUCUCGUCCGUCAUCAUCAUACAAUAAUAUGAAUGGUCAUCCACCUAUGGCACCACGACGACAUUCAUCAAUUAAUAAUAGUAAAUGUUUGUCAUCUCGUCGUACAUCAAGAGCAACAUCGUCAUCUAUAACUGCUUUUAAUGAACUUUCAUCAACAACAAUAUCAUCAUCACCAUCAUAUGAAAAUGAACAACAACAAAAUGAUGACAAAAUUAUUAUUGAUAUUAAACGUCUUGAAAUGUUCUAUGGAAGUGUUGGUACAAUAGUUAAAUCAGCUCGUUCAAUAGCUCGUCUUUAUACAACAACAGCACGACAAAUAGUCAAUUUUGAAGAUUGGUCAUGUCAACAACGUGGUGUUCCUGUUUGGAUAUAUAAUACUGGAGCGAAUUUGAAACGAACACGACAAGUUAAAUUAUUACUUGCUCAACAUGAAAGUUGUUUUGCUAUAUGGUCAAGUUUAAUUUCAGAUCAAGCUGAAUUACGUUUACCAAAAGACAAUUAUAUAACAUGCUGGUUAUCAGAAUCCAAUUUACUUGCUGUAUUACAAUUUGAAUGUAAUGAUGCAUGUCGAUUAUUUUUUCGACAUUAUUAUGAAAUAUUAGAAUAUGAACAACGUAUGAAUCUAACAAAUCUAUUACCAUUAUCAAUUGAAAAUAUGCAACAACAACAACAACAACAACAAAGUAAAACUACAAAUAAUACUAAAGAAAUCCCACGUCGUUAUUCACGUUUACGAACAAUAUCAAAUAAACAAGAUAAAGAACAACAAGAAUCUGAUGCACGUCGUUGUCGUAGUUUAUCAAGAAUUCGAACAGUUAAAAAAUCGGCAAUAUCCGGACCAAUUAAUUUUGAACAUAUAAAUCAUAUAAGUAGUGGUUGUAAUCAAGAACGUCCAUUAUCAAGUACAGUAACACUGCGUUCUUUACAUGCAUCAAUGUCACAUUUACCGACGAAUGGUACAUUAACUGAUCGAUAUUCUAAACAAAUCAAAACCCGUGCUUCUACUUUCUUUGAACCACGAACAACAGCAGUUUAA